AUGCCUCCCGCGUCUCAAGCUCUUGUCAAGGCAGGUGCUGCUCUUCUGGAAGGAGAGUCAGCCAACUACCCUCACUGCGAGGGACUUCCGCGCAAUGGCAGCCGCGUUAUUGACGAGGCACUCAUCCUCAGCAGCAGCUGCACUUGGCACGGGCAUCCAGGGCUGCAGGUGACUCUCAAGGAGCCGCUGACUUUCCAAGGCAACUUGGUCUUAAAGGGUGAGAUACAGAUCAUCGGGGAGCAGGAGAGGGAUGGACCCUGUAUGAAUGUCAGUGGGCAGAUGACGGUGAUCGCCGCCCGCGCCAGCUUCGUUGGCUGCAGAAAUAGACUGGAGGCUGGGACAAUUGGGACAUGGAUCACCCUAAACCCGAAACCCUCAAACCCUAAACCCUAA
Molecule: messenger RNA, 393 nt
Organism: Symbiodinium necroappetens
Lineage: Eukaryota; Dinophyceae; Suessiales; Symbiodiniaceae
Source: the annotation of a GenBank genome assembly